Messenger RNA from Arctia plantaginis, 1341 nucleotides. NCBI's taxonomy places the organism in Eukaryota, Metazoa, Arthropoda, Insecta, Lepidoptera, Erebidae. The record is from the annotation of a GenBank genome assembly.
AUGAUUGUUCUAAAGGUUGCAACCGUUUUCUUUCUGGCCCUUACCGUGGGAGCCGAGAAAAAAAUCGAGUUACAAGACAUCGAGGAAGAUAAUUUAAAAAGUGAAAAAGAAAGCGUUAUACAUAAAUCUGAUCAAGGUUCACAAAAUAGUGGUUCAGGAACUGGACCAGGAUUGGUUCCGUUUGAUUUAGUGAAGAAUAAUCUUCUGAGAUAUUUCGGUCAUCAACCUCCUCCGCCUCAGCAGAGGUAUGUCCAUCAGUACGCUGUUACUGAGACUCCAGAAAGGUCGUCUACAGCAAGAACCGUACAGUAUUCACCGCCAACAGCACCUCAACAAGCGAUGGUAGGAUACUUGUCUAAUUUCCCGAUGCAGGUGUAUUUAAUCCCACAAUAUUAUUUCGAUCAUACUUUAAAUAACCGCCCGCAAAUCAAUCAGCAAUCGCAUUCUCAAUAUCAGCCUCAAGGUGAAACGAGAGUGGCACCUUAUCAGACUGCCCCUUCAAACGCGAUUCAAACACAAAGUAAUUAUAUUGAAGUACCUGCAUAUGUGGCACCAACAGGUAAGACGUACGUUCCGCAAUAUACUUCUCCCGUAUAUGUCGGUUAUCAAGCACAGCCUACAGCCUCUCCAACUCAAGCUACAGUUACUCCUGUUGAGACAUAUCAAGUACCAGUUAUAGAAUAUACACCUAAAGUAGUACAGCCUACCAAUGCUCCUACAUCGUACUAUCAUAAUCCACAUUAUAAUGAUAAUAAUUCAGUAGAUGAUGAGCAAGUCCAUGAAGACGGGCAGAGGCAAUACAACAUAGAAACAGAAAUCCCGUUACAUAAACAAAUGCCAGAAUUUCCUCGGCACUACAAUUCUCGGGUUCCAAUAAGGGAAGAUUAUAGACCAUUACACUCUAAUACUAUUACAGAAUUACCACAUCCAAAUCCAGUAUUAUUAAGAGGGUCUCCCUCACAUUUGGCUCAUAUACCGAAAGCCUUGCCAGUGUAUCGACCAUUGACAAAGCCUGUAUAUCAAGGUGGGCUCGGUCAAGUCUCAAGUACGAUCUCUCAACGUCCACAUGAUGUUUACGGGCCUCCACCUUUUAAAAGACGUCCUACCUCUCUGAUAGAUUCUUACAUACCGUCUAAGGUUCAAAUUGAAUAUCUAAAAAGAGGUUUAGUGAAGGAACCCUCAGCGGUUUACGAUGCGCUUGCUAGUGGUCGUUUACCCCAUCUAAUUCCACGCAACUACGAACGAGGUUUUCUGCCAAACCAGAUGUAUCAUACAGGUGCUGGUGCUGUUACAUAUGGACAUUAUAAAAGGACACCCAAAGUUGACAAAGUCCAACAAUAA